AUGGAUCGCAGAAGGUUUUGUAAGGAUUUCCAAAAUGGUAAAAGUUUGGAGGAAGUGGCAAUUGAUUAUUUGGAGGACCUUAUUAGCAGGAACUUGAUACAGGCUAGAAAAAGGAGAUUCAAUGGUGAGAUAAAAGCAUGUGGAAUACAUGAUCUACUGCGUGAGUUCUUUGAUGAUUAUUGUAAGGCAUUACCCCCUGUCGCCAGAUCUAUUUACCUUUUUUCUCACUUUGAUCAACCUCUUGAAUUUCUCUCUCGUUUCAACCUUCUCAGGGUAUUGGCCAUCUUCAAUGAAAAUGUAAGUUGUCAGUCAUUUCCACUAGUGAUUACAAAGUUAUUUCAUUUGAGAUAUCUCCAAUUUCCAUUUCACAACGAUAUUCCUGACUCAAUCUCGGAGCUUCAGAAUUUGCAAACUCUAAUUUGUGGCAGGGAUGCCAAAUUUAGUGGUUAUCCUUUAGAUAGAAGUUAUUCUUUACCUGGGAAGAUAUGGAUGAUGAAGAACUUGAGGUAUAUUCGUAUGAAGGGACUCCUUUUUUUAUCCAGUCCUAGAACAGAAAGUCUUCUGACAGGGAUGCCAAAUCUAGAGGAAUUUUCUAUUCUUUGUUCCACCAGUUGUACAAAUGAAGUCUUCUCUGGCAUUCCCAAUCUAAAGAGGUUGAUCAUUCAUCUACCAUAUGAAAUAAAUGAAAUUUUCAAUCGGCAAUUGGAUAUGUCCAGAUUGAUAAAACUCGAAGCAUUCAAGUUUUAUGGGUCAACUUUUUUUCGACACCCCAUCAAGAGAAUUGGUUUUCCAACAUCACUUAGGAGGUUGUCUUUAACUCUGUGUAGUGAUUUUGAUUGGGUAGACAUAUCCUCAACUUCUAUGAUGUUGCCAAAUCUUGAAGAGCUCAAACUUAAACGUUGUCUAACCUUUAGUCGUAAAUGGAGAUUGAGUGAUGAAAACAAGUUCAAAAGCUUGAAGUUGUUGCUACUGAGUGGCGCAAAUCUUAUUCAUUGGGAAGCUAGCAGUAAUAACUUCCCAAAUCUAAAAUGCCUUGUUCUGAAGGGCUGCCACACACUGCUAGAAAUUCCAGCAGAUUUUGGGGAUAUUUGUACUUUGAAAUCAAUUGAAUUACAUGAUUGCCCCCCUCGUGUUGAGGAUUCUGCAAGAAAUAUUGUACAAGAACAAGAGGAUAUGGGAAAUAAUUUCCUUAAGGUCUACAUCAUUCAUAACAAUUACUCCUAUACUGCUGUAAUUUCUCUUCUUCAAACUCUUGACCAACGAAAUCCACAACUCUUUCAUGGUCACACUGCUGAAGCGCUCGAUUCUCUUCAUGCUACUGCCGAAUAUUUCCAAAACGUUCUUGAAAAUGCUAGCAAGAGUAGAUUUGACACUGAAAAGAUCAAAUCUUUGGAGGAAAAAAUUAGAGUUGCUGCUAGUUAUGCAGAAGAUGUUCUUGAGCUGAAAAGUUCUCGAAUUGUCAAAGUCUCGAGGUGGAAAUUUGGAAUUUCACAACACCUGGAUUUGCUAAAAGCUGUUAAAAAAUGGAUACAACAAAGGAACAAGUGA
Messenger RNA from Solanum tuberosum (potato), 1548 nucleotides. RefSeq names its product putative late blight resistance protein homolog R1A-4. NCBI's taxonomy places the organism in Eukaryota, Viridiplantae, Streptophyta, Magnoliopsida, Solanales, Solanaceae. The coding region runs from base 1 to 1548 and encodes 515 amino acids. The transcript has 3 exons. The record is from RefSeq and is a predicted model, not a curated record.